CGGUGGUGCAGCAAGGAAAUUCCGGUGUUGUGCCGAAAAAAAAUAACACCCUCAGAAAUUAACUUGCUGGUAGACGCGCAUUUAUUGGGCUUAGUGGUGGCUCACAUUUCACGAUUACAGCAAUGCCGAGUUUAAAACUGAUAUCUGCGACCGACACCCAGUACUCAGCGGGUAUACUGAAGUCCCUGAAUAAUCAGCGAGCUCAUGGGUUGUUUUGUGAUGUCACCAUCAUCAUCCAGGACAAGAAAUUCAGAGCUCAUAAAACAAUCCUGUCUGCUUCUAGCACAUACUUUCACCAACUCUUCACCGUUGCCGGACAGGUGAUCGAGCUGAACUUUAUCAGGCCGGAAAUCUUUGAGCAGAUUCUCAACUACAUUUACAGCUCCAAGGUUGUCCGCAUUCGUUCAGACAUGCUUGAGGAGCUCAUAAAUGCUGGACAGAUUCUGGGAGUCAAGUUCAUUGCAAACUUGGGUUUGCCAUUGUCACAGGUCAAAGGCCUUCCUGGUGUGUCUAAAGAGACGGAACACAAAAGCGACACAACCCCAGAGAGCAUGCCGAUCAUCACGGAAUCCUUCUCCAUUUCUGCAGAAGAAUUUAACCAGACAAACAAACCUGCGGGAGUUGAGGAGGACUCAGACAAUGACGUCGUGUUUGUCUCAUGCACAGAUGCUCAAAUUAGAGCAGCCGGUGAAAGGUCUGCAGUCAUCGAUUUGGACAAAGACGAUUCAGAUAGCUCCGGAUCAAAGCAAAAUUUGGAGUCAAAUAAUAAUAAAGGCACUUGUGAACAUGUAGUAAAAGCCACGCCCCCUCAGAAAACACACGCUGCUAAGCCUCCCUUUACCCUGAACAGCCCCCUCCGCAGUCCUGACAGCAGCUCCAGCCUUCCUAUGUCCCCUGCCAGAGUUCCUCCAGAAAGCAUUUCCUCAGCUCCAACGAAAUCCAACGACCUCCCCUCUGAGAGCAACAACGUGAUGGGAGUCCAGAAGAAGCACAUUGCCACUUCGAUCCAGCAAGGGGAUUUUAAGAUAAAGCUUUUAGAUGUUUCUGAAAUUGCAGCCCUUCGAUCUAACACGGGCGUGCCACACACAGAAGCUAAAAAGACCGUGACCCUCAAUACUCCUACGGAAAUGGAUUCGAUUUCAUCAGACUGCAAAGUUUAUGCCAACAUUGGAGAAAAUACUUUUGAUAUUGUCUCGGCCAAAGAAGAUCCUGGAGAGGGAGGCUCUAAAGCCGGUAAAGGAAAGAGAGCCUUAAUGGCAACGCCCUUGAAAGCCUUUGAUAAAAAACCUUUGUCACAAAGUCAUGGCCCUAACAGGAAGAGGUCCAAAACAGAGAUCGAUGAUCACUACGAGGUUGUCAUGGACGGGAAGACUUUCUAUGUUUGCGCUGUGUGUAAGCGCCCCUACGUGUGUGUCACUAGUCUUCGUCGCCACUUUAACACACACUCGUGGGAAAAGAAGUACCCCUGCCGCUUCUGUGACAAGGUCUUUGCUAUGGCUGAAUACAGAACUAAACAUGAGGUCCACCACACAGGAGAGAGGAGGUACCAGUGCUUGCUGUGCAAUGAAAUGUUUCAGAACUACCAGAUAAUCUCCAGUCACUGCAAGCAAGUCCACAACCAGGAUCCCAGCGGGAGGAAGGACAAAGAUGACGCUAACAACAGCUUAUACCGUCUGCUGCCAUUUAAAAUGGGGCAGGUGAAGAACUCAUGGGUUACCGAUGAGGUUCCCGUCAUAUCUGAGGUUGGCAGCAUGCAUCAUGUAAACGCGUCUGGAGACGAUGUCCACUCUUUUAACCAAAGAGGGAUGCUGAACUGGGACGAGAUCUUCACCGAGCCCGAGGCUCCCAUGGUGCCAGAUGCCAGCCCCCAGCCAGGGUCCACGGUGAGCUCGCCUCCUCAGGGAGCCUCAGAGUUUGAGUAUAUCACACCAGAGACCUACUGAGGGAUAAUCACCGCUCCUCAUUACACGUGCCUUUUGGCUUUCAGUUUCCUUAUGAAUCCUCAGUUUCAUCCCAGCGAUCCAAAUCCACUUCAAUCUAUAAAAACCCAAUGCUUCUUCCAAGAGUACAAUCUUUUAAAGUAGAGGAUUUUGUUUUUAAUCAAGUUUUUAUUCAAACUUUAUUAUUAUGAAGUUGCAGUUUGUGAAUCUGGAACUAAAAAGUUCUACUCUUAUUGUAAAAUAAUGACUUUCUAGCAGUGCACUUAAAAAUGCAAACACACAUGUUGCGUCGGCAUCUAAAGGGUUAAUGCAUGGUUGGGUUUGCUUUUGAUUAGUGAAAAUAGUAUUAAACUUUUGUAGCAAUAGAGACUUAGUCAUUAUGCAUUCAAGACUCUAGUCGGGUUUAUGUGUUGGUAGCAAAACUACACAGACUUCACUGGAGCCAGUUGCCCAGCGCAGCAUGAUAUAAUCUGAAAUCAGGAUGUAAUCAUGUUUAAAAUGGUUGUUUAUUUAUUGUUUGUGAGUUCAUUCCCAACUCUAUGUAGAAUAAAUUGAACACAGAUAACAUGAACAGGUGAAGUUUCUUUAAGAUGUUCGUCUCACCGAGCUAACACUUAUGACCUUUUUGGGUCCUUUGUGCUCACAUUCAGGAAUAGCUCAGAUUAUGUGAUAAAGAAUCACAGCAGCACCAUGAAAUGUGACUUUUGAACCAGAUGAUGGUUUAGCUCAUGUACAGUGGGGCAAAAAAGUAUUUAGUCAGCCACCGAUUGUGCAAGUUCUCCCACUUAAAAUGGUGACAGAGGUCAGUAAUUUACAUCAUAGGUACACUUCAACUGUGAGAGACACAAUGUGAAAAAAAAUCCAUGAAUUCACAUGGCAGGAUUUUUAAAGAAUCUAUUUGUAAAUCAGGGUGGAAAAUAAGUAUUUGGUCACUUCAAACAAGGAAAAUCUCUGGCUCUCACAGACCUGUAACGUCUUCUCUAAGAAGCUUUUCUGUCCUCCACUCAUUACCUUUAUUAAUGGCACCUGCUUGAACUCAUUAUCUGUAUAAAAGACACCUGUCCACAGCCUCAAACAGUCAGACUCCAAACUCCACUAUGGCCAAGACCAAAGAGCUUUUGAAGGACACCAGGAAAAGAAUUGUAGACCUGCACCAGACUGGGAAGAGUGAAUCUACAAUAGGCAAGCAGCUUGGUGUGAAAAAAUCAACUGUGGGAGCAAUUAUCAGAAAAUGGAAGACAUACAAGACCACUGAUAAUCUCCCUCGAUCUGGGGCUCCACGCAAGAUCUCAUCCCGUGGGGUCAAAAUGAUCAUGAGAACGGUGAGCAAGAAUCCCAGAACCACACGGGGGGACCUGGUGAAUGACCUGCAGAGAGCUGGGACCACAGUAACAAAGGUCACCAUCAGUAACACACUACAAUGGCAGGGAAUCAAAUCCUGCAGUGCCAGACGUGUUCCGCUGCUGAAGCCAGUGCAUGUCCAGGCCCGUCUGAAGUUUGCCAGAGAGCACAUAGAUGAUACAGCAGAGGAUUGGGAGAAUGUCAUGUAGUCAGAUGAAACCAAAGUAGAACUUUUUGGUAUAAACUCAACUCGUCGUGUUUGGAGGAAGAAGAAUACUGAGUUGCAUCCCAAGAACACCAUACCUACUGUGAAGCAUGGGGGUGGGAACAUCAUGCUUUGGGGCUGUUUUUCUGCUAAGGGGACAGGACGACUGAUCCGUGUUAAGGACAGAAUGAAUGGGGCCAUGUAUCGUGAGAUUCUGAGCCAAAACCUCCUUCCAUCAGUGAGAGCUUUGAAGAUGAAACGUGGCUGGGUCUUCCAACACGACAAUGAUCCCAAACACACCGCCCGGGCAACAAAGGAGUGGCUCCGUAAGAAGCAUUUGAAAGUCUUGGAGUGGCCUAGCCAGUCUCCUGACCUCAACCCCAUAGAAAAUCUGUGGAGGGAGUUGAAAGUCCGUGUUGCUCGGCGACAGCCCCAAAACAUCACUGCUCUCGAGAGGAUCUGCAUGGAGGAAUGGGCCAAAAUACCAGCUACUGUGUGUGCAAACCUGGUAAAGACCUAUAGUAAUCGUUUGACCUCUGUUAUUGCCAACAAAGGUUAUGUUACAAAGUAUUGAGUUGAAUUUUUGUUAUUGACCAAAUACUUAUUUUCCACCCUGAUUUACAAAUAAAUUAUUUAAAAAUCCUGCCAUGUGAAUUCAUGGAUUUUUUUCACAUUCUGUCUCUCACAGUUGAAGUGUACUUAUGAUGUAAAUUACUGACCCCUGUCAUCAUUUUAAGUGGGAGAAGUUGCACAAUCGGUGGCUGACUAAAUACUUUUUUGCCCCACUGUAACUUCAGAAGGUUUUUGAGCAGGAAGAAGCAAACAGACCAGUUAGUAAAUGGAAACAAGGUUACCCGUUUUUGUAAAAUAUUUUUUUUUUCCUUUGUGUUGAUUAAAUACAAACCAACUAGAUGUAAGCUGAACAUGUAGUGUAUAAAUGUGAAUAUUAUUAACUCAGGAUAAUUAGUCCAUAAACAUAGUGUUUAGGUUGGAAACGGGCUGAGGAUGGUUUUGGUUACGGGAUUAUUUUUUACACCAUGUUGGAAUCUAGAGAUUGAAUAGUGUAAACCAAUAUAACACUUUCACUGAGUUUGUGUCAAAUUACCAAAUUAAAUUUUGUUUUUUUUUUCAAUAAAUUGAUAAACCAA
This is a messenger RNA of Nothobranchius furzeri (turquoise killifish), 4634 nucleotides long. RefSeq names its product zinc finger and BTB domain containing 33 (gene zbtb33). Gene Ontology annotation, molecular function: DNA-binding transcription factor activity, RNA polymerase II-specific; RNA polymerase II cis-regulatory region sequence-specific DNA binding; protein binding. Lineage: Eukaryota; Metazoa; Chordata; Actinopteri; Cyprinodontiformes; Nothobranchiidae. Gene Ontology annotation, biological process: regulation of transcription by RNA polymerase II. The record is from RefSeq and is a predicted model, not a curated record.